AUGUCAUCUCGUGGUGCCCUUCACAUCCCCACGAAGAACCCCUCUGGGGGAGGACCGUUCGCGACCAGGGUCCCCUGCAACCCAGAGACUAGUGUUGGUCUCCAGGCGGCCCUCGCAGAGCCCGCGUCGGCGCAUCUCCGCGUGGCCGAGCCCGUUCGCCGUAGUGCUCGUAGCAUCACCCUGGCGGUGAUGAUGACCGACCGGUGCUGCGAUGGCUGCACUUGCAACACACCUUACUGCAUUAUGACAAGCCCCCCUCAUAGCAUCACCCUCGACGAUUAUUCUCUCUUGUUAUGCAAGUUCUGCGACCGCCGCAUGGAUGGCUGCAUCAUCUACAUGUACAUGAGCAUGGGGUUCUGCAAGGAAGAGUGCAGGAAUGAGUAUUUUCUGGAGUACAGGUAUAGGCUUGCCAUGGCCAUGGAGGCCGAGAGCAGGAGGAUCAGGAGCGAGGCAAGGAAGGUGCCCAUGGCGCCGGAGGGAGAAGCAGGUAUCGGCUACAGGAGCAUCUUCUUCACUUGUGCCGAGGUCGAGUCGUUCCCUUAGGCUUAGCUUGAAACAGCCAUAUCUCUUUGUCGCAUGCUAAUAAAGCGCCAGCACUAGUGAAAUUUCUGUGUGACAUUUGGUGAGAGUUAUUAUUAAGAGUUCAUGGGUUUCAGUUCUAGCUAAGAAUUUCCUAAUCUUUCUCCUUCGUUACAUCAAUAUUUGCAAUAUGUCUAUAUUAAUAAACGUACGUGUUACUGUAA
Molecule: messenger RNA, 743 nt
Organism: Sorghum bicolor (sorghum)
Lineage: Eukaryota; Viridiplantae; Streptophyta; Magnoliopsida; Poales; Poaceae
Exons: 2
Coding region: 1-543 (180 amino acids)
Source: RefSeq, a predicted model, not a curated record